Lathyrus oleraceus (garden pea) is the source of this 1708-nucleotide messenger RNA. RefSeq names its product protein ROH1. The transcript has 2 exons. The record is from RefSeq and is a predicted model, not a curated record. The coding region runs from base 327 to 1508 and encodes 393 amino acids. Lineage: Eukaryota; Viridiplantae; Streptophyta; Magnoliopsida; Fabales; Fabaceae.
UUAUUGUUUUAAAAAAAUGCAGUCUUGUCAGUAUUCUCUGUUGUGACAUUCUGAUUACGCUUCCCCUUCAACUAGCGUAAACCAAAGCCCUUUGCUUUGGUCUUUCGCUAGGGUUUGGGGAUUCGCCAUUUUCAUCUUUUACGCUUCCUUUCUUUUCUUCAUCCUACACUUUCCACUUCAAAGGAAACAGAACUGAAAGAGGGGACAUUAAUGCAGAACAGUUUUUGAUGGGUUUCAUGUGAUCUUUUGUGGUUUUUUGGUCAAGUGUUGUGAGGAGGAUCCUGUGUUGAGGGUGCUUUUGCUGAAGGCUGUGAGUCUCUGUGACAAUGCCGUCUACGGAGAAUCAGAGCUCUUCUGCUUCUUCGUCAUUUUCGUCCUUUGGCAGAUCGUUAUUUGGUAUCAGGCAGGAACAGGUUCAUUCUGUGGAGGCAAGUCAUGAGUCGGAUUCAUGUAAUUUAGAGCUUGGAUCGUUUCAAAAGCGUGUUACGGAUCGUUUUCACGACCUGUCUGUUGUUAGUGAUGAUGAAUUGCUAUCAAUUGAUUGGAUGCAGAAGCUUCUCAAUGCAUUUAUAUGCUGCCAUGAGGAAUUCAGAGCGAUUAUGUUGAAUAAUAAAGAGCAGGUAUCGAAACCUCCUCUGGAUCGGAUGACGUCUGAGUUCAUUGAGAGGUCGGUUAAGGCUCUUGAUAUUUGUAAUGCGAGUCGAGAUGGGAUUGAGAAUAUCCGGAUGUGGCAAAAGCAUCUGGAAAUUGCGAGCUGUGCUUUGGGCUCAAAUAAGCGACCGUUGGCAGAAGGGCAGUUUAAGAGAGCUAGGAAGGCGCUGAUGGAUUUAGCAUUGGCAAUGCUUGACGAGAAAGAAUCAGGAUCCGUUUUUUCUCAACGUCAUAGAUCUUUUGGGCGGCAUAACUCGAGCAAGGACCAUCAUUCGGCAGGGCAUUCAAGAUCACAUUCAUGGAGUGUCUCUCGGUCCUGGUCUGCAGCCAAGCAACUACAAUCCAUUGCAAAUAACCUCGUUCCACCUCGCGCGAACGAGAUUGCUGCAAACAGCAGGCUUUCGGUUUCUGUUUACACAAUGAACUGUAUUCUCUUGUUUGUUUUGUGGAUCCUUGUUGCAGCUAUUCCUUGUCAGGAUAGAGGCUUAAACCUUCAUUUUUCAGUCCCGAGGCAAUUUACCUGGAGCACUCCAGUUACUUUGCUUCACGAGCGGAUCAUGGAGGAGUCAAAGAAGCGAGAGCGCCGCAACUCAAGUGGUUUGCUGAAGGAGAUAUAUCAAAUUGAGAUAACCACCCGCCACUUGACAGACCUGGUAGAUUCUGCUCAGUUUCCGUUGACCGAGAAACAUAAAAUGGAAGUCGAACAGGAUUUGAAGGAGCUGAAGCUUGUUUUGGAAGCUUUUAAAGAUGGAUUGGAUCCGUUGGAGUGCCUUGUGAGGGAGGUGUUCCAAAAGAUAGUGAUUUGCCGAACCGAAGGGCUUGAUUCCCUUUGUGCAUCAAACUAUACAGGGCAAUGAAAAUGGUGGGUUAUUGCUGAACAUGUACAUUUUAAAUAUUAUCACUAGCUUCUUUGAGAGAAGGAAGAAUGAUAGGGGAGCUUCAAAGAUAAAUCAUUUAGCUCAUCACAUGUAAUGUUUGGUUGGUAUUAGUCUCAAUACUUUGUGUAGAAAAAAUUGGUGAGGUUACUUAUGAAAUAUCUUAUGGUUUAUUUGCUUAA